AUGAGAUUUAAAACAUUCAUAGAACUUUACUUAAUUAUCCAAUAUUUAAGUAAAAUCAUUCAUGAUGCAAAGGCUGAAAUGGAAAUAAUUUACGAUCAUUACGAAUGCAAUGCCACAAGUUCGAUUGUAACACAUAGUAAUUGCUAUCUUAGCAAAAACAUUAAAAGACGUACGUUCAAUUUAGAAUUGAAAUACAUUAAGGAUGUUAAAAAUUUUUUCUUUGAUUUAAUUAUGGUUAUGCCUCGACAGCCAAAAAAUUUUGUUUUAAUUAAUAUUAGUAGAGCGAAUGGUUGUCAAGUUCUUUCAAAUGAAAAUCAAAUUGUGCUUGUGCAAUUAGGCCGUGCUCAUUUGGAUAAAUAUAGUAACUUUCCCAAGAAGUGUCCUUUUUUGAAGAAUGCGCUCUAUUAUGUACGCGGAUAUCGUUAUGAUAUUAGAACAAUGCCAGCUUUUUCAUUUGAAACAAGUAUGAUGGUUUGGAUUAACUUUUAUUCGGAUCGCACCAAAAUCUGGGAAAUGCUGCUAAAAACUCAUAUUGCAAAAAAGGGACGUCGUAACUAG
This is a messenger RNA of Teleopsis dalmanni, 558 nucleotides long. RefSeq lists its product as uncharacterized. The record is from RefSeq and is a predicted model, not a curated record. Lineage: Eukaryota; Metazoa; Arthropoda; Insecta; Diptera; Diopsidae. Bases 1 to 558 code for a protein of 185 amino acids. The transcript has 2 exons.